AUGCACGCUCUUUCGGAGAAUAUCCGAAUCUCCGUAUUGUAUGAGUACAAACUCGGAAGAACAGCCUUCCGUGCAUGUCGCAAUCUCAACAAGGCGUACGGUCAAGGCGCGAUCUCGAUUAUCUCGGUGAAACGAUGGUUUGCACGAUUUCGACAGGGUGACGAGGAUGUUGAUAUGAAUGUAAUGAUAAAAUCAUCGAUAACAGACGUGGGUCGUCUGACGACGUCGUUAAGAAGAAAUCCAGCGAUUACGACGAGGGAAUUAGCGCGAGAAUUCGGAGUCGACAGGACUACCAUUACCAGAUAUUCGAAGCGACUGAGAAAUGACGGAGAGUUGCCUGUGUCGGGCGUCGAGUGUAUCCAUGAGGUUGCGUCAGAUGAAAGUUCAUCGAGGUCUGAUUCUGGGGAUUUCCAAGAAGUGCGUCAAGCAUCAUGA
Molecule: messenger RNA, 435 nt
Organism: Cooperia oncophora
Lineage: Eukaryota; Metazoa; Nematoda; Chromadorea; Rhabditida; Trichostrongylidae
Source: the annotation of a GenBank genome assembly